Molecule: messenger RNA, 361 nt
Organism: Habropoda laboriosa
Lineage: Eukaryota; Metazoa; Arthropoda; Insecta; Hymenoptera; Apidae
Exons: 2
Coding region: 92-307 (71 amino acids)
Source: RefSeq, a predicted model, not a curated record
GUGACCGGAGAGUAUAAUCUGCACUCAUAUUGAAACCAUAUCCGUUUGAUUACGUUUGUCGUACGGUUCAGAUUUUGUGAAACGUAAAAACAUGUUCGCAAUUCAGAAAAUAGCUAGGCGAACGCCACAGUUACUGAAAUUAACUGAAAAUCAACGUAGAACAUUUCUCGUCACACCUCCAAGAGUUCGAGUAUCAUUUCUUGAAAAAAUGGCACUUGGUGUUGUUUUCUAUAUAGGAAUAAUGACAGUUCCUAUCUAUGUUGUGCUUAAUGUAAAGAACUACAAUGCGCGACAUAAGGAAGAAUAGAAUUUUACAGCUGCAUUUGAAAAUUUGUAAAGUAAAUAAAUAUUAUAGAUGAAC